Molecule: messenger RNA, 2184 nt
Organism: Trypanosoma conorhini
Lineage: Eukaryota; Euglenozoa; Kinetoplastea; Trypanosomatida; Trypanosomatidae
Product: trans-sialidase
Exons: 1
Molecular function (GO): exo-alpha-sialidase activity
Source: RefSeq, a predicted model, not a curated record
AUGUCCCUGCACUGGCUUUCCUCAGCGGUGCUGCUGCUCUUUUUGUUGGUGUGCUGCGGCGGCAGUGGGGCCGGGGCCAACGCUGCAGAGACGCAGGAGGCGUCGAAGGAGGUGGAGCUCUUCAAACCAGGGGAAGCUCCAGUGCUUGCGGAGGGAGAAGAGAGCGGCAGUAGCACUCGCUAUAAAAGUGUCUCCUCUUUCUACAGCCACUCCCUUCUUGACGUGAAUGGUGUGCUGGUUGCUCUUGCCGUCGGCGCACACAGCAACACGCGCCCUGAGAUUUGGGCAAAGUACAGUGCGUACGGGGCAAAUGAAAAGUUGAAUGAAGACGCUGCAUUGGAAGGAAAAGCGUGGAAGACGCAGCUUGUGACGAAGCGACCGGAGGCAGAGGGCUACCUUGUAUCACCGUUUGGCCCCCAGGCUCUGGGGAAGGGCAAUAAAAUACAUUUGCUUCUGCAAAAAAGAAGAGUGGCCAAAGAGCCUUCUUUGCAGAGCGAUCCUGGGUGGGGCCUUGCGUUGAUUGUUGGUGAAGUUCGGGAGUCCGGGGGCGAGCGGGGAGAGCGACGAGUCUCGUGGGAAGGUCCCCGGCCGUUGGACUCCAUGCUUGCCAGACAGAUGCAGCAGCGGUCGUGGAAGGUGCUGCAGCCCGCGAGUAUGUCCAGAGGCGUCGCGGUUGGGGACGCAACGGUUCUUUUCCCUCUUAUGGGGACCACCAACGACGAAACAGGCGGGCGUGCCUGCACCGUCAUGUACUCGAGCGACAAUGGGGAUAACUGGGGGAUUCCUGCGGCGCCUGUGGUUGCUCAGGACUGUGACGCUGCCACGCUUCUCGAGUGGGAGGGGAAACUCUUCAUGGCCACCUCCGGAUCUUCUCAGUGGCGGCGCAGGAUCUUCGAAUCCGGCGACAAGGGGAAGACGUGGAACGAGGCUGCCGGGCCCUUCUCACGCCUGUUGGGCGACGCAUACGCAUUGACUAUGGCCUACGUUGCUUCAGCCCUCACCACUGCAACGAUUUCGGGCAGGAGUGUGCUGCUGUACACCACGGUAAUGUCGGUCCAUAGUGUUGAGCGCCAAAGGCACCACGUACUCCACCUGUGGCUCUCCGACGGUGCUCGGACCCACGAUGUUGGGCCAAUAUCUGCGGAUGAUGCGGGCGACGCCCCCUUCAGCUCGCUGCUGUACACAAGAGAUGAGUUGUUUGCCCUCUACGCGAAGGUGGGUGAGAGUGGAAGGUCAGACAGCCUUGUCUUUGCGAGUCUCCCGCAGCCACUGCAGCGCAUCAAGUCCGUGCUGCAAACUUGGAAGGACGUGGACGCCAGAGUCGCAAAGCUUUGCAGCUCCGCCACCACCCCCGCUGCUGCGAAGGGCGCCGCAGAACCCGCUGCUGCCUGCGUCGGUGCUAUGCCAACGGACGGGCUGGUUGGGUUUUUGUCGAACAAUGGCAACAAUACCCACUGGAAGGACGAGUACCUUGGGGUGGGCGCCACGGUGUUUGGAGCAACGAAGGUUGCCAAUGGCUUUGUGCUGGCAGGGCGUGGUGCAUCGAUUGUGUGGCCGGUGGGCAGAGAACGGCGGAAUCCCGGGCACGGUUCUGUGGGCGAAGAGGUGACUCUUGUGGCGACGGUGACCAUCAACAAAGCGCCACAGGGCGUCACCCCAGUGUUGGGCGUGGGGACAGCGGAGGCUGGAAUGUAUCUGGGGCUGUGGUACGACGAGCACAAGCGCUGGAGGACGAAGUUCGGAGGAGAAGGAGCGGACGCACAAACACUGGCGUGGGAGGAGGGGAAGGCGUACCGAGUGGUGCUCACGGUGGGGAACGGCACGGGCUCGGCAUACGUCGACGGGCAGCUUGUGGGGAGUUUGGAGGAGAAACCUCCAUUUACUGACGUGUUUCCUCCGCCUCCGCCUCUGCCUCUGCCUCCUCAUGAGCAAUUUCAGCAUGAGAGGGUCUCGCACAUCUUCGUUGGGGAAUACAGGUACGACGAAGUAAACGCAGAGGUCCACGUGACGGUGACGAACGUAUUUCUGUACAGCCGCUGCUUCAACGCCAGUGAGGUUGCGGCGCUGGAGAGGAAGGAGGAGGCCAGCGUGACGGAACCGGAGGAGGUGCCGCUUCGCACCGCUGCACCCGCUGUCAGUGACCCGAAGAACUCUGCGCACGACGAGGCUGCAGCAGCUGGCGGC